AUGCCUGCCACUACAGCUGAGACGCUGUCCCUUGUUACCAGAAACGUUUCUGUUGCGCCUCUCGUUCUUCUUUCCGCCGCAGAUCACUAUGGACGCUCAGCUAAGGGCACGCGGAAACGAGUGGUUGGCGUUUUAUUAGGACAGAACGAUGGGAAGAACGUCCGCGUAUCAAACAGCUUUGCUGUACCAUUUGAGGAAGACGAUAAGGAUCCAUCCGUAUGGUUUCUGGAUCACAACUAUGUCGAAUCGAUGAACGAUAUGUUUAAGAAGAUCAAUGCGCGGGAAAAGUUAAUAGGAUGGUAUCAUUCUGGCCCCAAGCUACGAGCUUCGGAUUUGGAAAUCAACGAGCUGUUCAAGAGAUACACACCGAACCCACUACUGGUCAUCAUCGAUGUUCAACCGAAGGAGGCGGGGGUACCAACAGAUGCAUAUUUUGCGGUGGAGGAAAUCAAAGAUGAUGGCACCACCACAUCUAAAACAUUCGUGCACACACCCUCGAUCAUCGAAGCUGAGGAGGCAGAGGAGAUUGGUGUCGAGCAUUUACUGAGGGAUAUCCGGGAUGUAGCAGUUGGGACGCUGUCAACAAGAAUCACAUCACAACUCCAGUCGCUUCAAGGUCUACAUCUACGAUUACGAGACAUUGGCCAAUAUCUACAAAAGGUGCUGGACGGGACCCUGCCCGUUAACCAUGCAAUCUUAGGCAACCUCCAAGACGUGUUCAAUCUCCUACCAAAUCUCUCCACACCCAAAACCUCAUCACAUAUCCCCAACGGCGCCGACGCCCCCCUCACGAACGAUAGCGAAUUAUCCCACGCUAUGAGCAUCAAGACCAACGACCAACUGAUGGCCAUCUACCUCAGCAGCUUGAUUCGAGCCAUCACCGCUUUCCACGACCUAAUCGAGAACAAGAUCCAAAACCGACAGCAGCAGGAAGAGAAAGAGGCCAAGAAAGACGAGGCCAAGGACGAGAAGAACAAGAAGUCGACUGGUCCAAAUGGCGCUAAUGGCGAAGCAAAGGAGGGCAAGGAGGCAGAAAAAGAGAAAGAAGACAAGGAUAAAAAGAAGUGA
Molecule: messenger RNA, 1068 nt
Organism: Venustampulla echinocandica
Lineage: Eukaryota; Fungi; Ascomycota; Leotiomycetes; Helotiales; Pleuroascaceae
Product: 26S proteasome regulatory subunit rpn-8
Exons: 3
Coding region: 1-1068 (355 amino acids)
Biological process (GO): proteasome-mediated ubiquitin-dependent protein catabolic process
Cellular component (GO): proteasome complex; proteasome regulatory particle
Molecular function (GO): protein binding; metallopeptidase activity
Source: RefSeq, a predicted model, not a curated record